UCUUGUGUGUGUGUGCUUGCACAGCAAUGAGCUCUGAGGAUGCAAAUGUGUGACUUUGAAAGCCAUUGAGUGACCUUCUGGCAUGUGGUUGUUGGUAUUAGCAGCAUAUUUGCCCUCCAGAUCAGGUGAGACAUGAGCUGGUGUUCCCAAUCCUUUUGCUCUCCCAGGGUGACCCAGGUCACAAGCAGGAGAGGGGACGGAGGGAACAGCGGAAGCAAGCAACCCUCAUAGUGAGGACCCCGACAGUACUCGCCGAACAAGCCUGACACAUAGAAGGACUCCAUAGGUUUGGAAAAAGCCCGUUUCUUGGGUUGAACUGAUUUUUGCCUGGGGCUUGUCCUGUUGCUAAGAAGAGACUAUCUGCAGCAGGCGCUGGAGAGAUACAAACUGUACAUUUGCUUCGGGGCUUUUCCUCAACGAUCUGUGCCUGGACAAACAGAGAACUGCAUUUCUUGGCUUCCUGCCCAUCUGGAGUGGGGAAGCAUCCUGCUACAUUGGCAAGACAUCAACCGGACUCCACAGGAGAAUGAACAAAAAGAAUGGCCUCCUAUCCUCGGCUGGAGAAAAACCACUCACAGGAUUUCAGGUCCGCCGCGCACCGUGGAGAAAAUGCCUUAUCGGUAGGUAAGAGAGGCUUCCUUGCCAUUCUUGGAGCGUUCCCUCCAUGGUCCAAAUGUCACCCAUGCUUUAGAGCCAAACCAAAGUCUUCACUAAGCGCCCAGAAGGCAGGCAAGCGAGUCCUUGUUUAUGGCCAACGUGGUGGGACUUCGGAAGAGUCCUGAUUGUGUCACACUCUGACCCGUGGGAGUUCUUCACCGCUCGAUGGGCACAUCUGGAUAUUCAGUGAAGCGAGGGGUUGCCAGACUUCUCAAGUCUUCAGAGCAAGGUGGGGGAGAUAAUGUUGAAACUUCUGGUGGGAGGCGACUGGGGGUGCAGGGCUCAGAGAACAGGUGGGUCCUGCUUUACAAUGCUCAAGUUCAAUUCAAAACAGCAGCAGCAGCAGCACCAGUGACCCUCCAGGUGUUCUAUACCUGGCCUCUACUCUCAGUCCAGAUGUCAGUGUCUUGCCUGCCACCGAGGCUGGUACCACUGGGGACAGGCACAGCAAGUCUGGUCACUGGAGGAUUUUGCAGGUUUCAUGUCUCAAAACACAGAACCCCGUGUUCUGGCCACCCCAACUAGCAGGCAGCCACAGAGGUUGCUCCUUACCAGGCACUACAGUAGAAUUGGUAACCGAUCUAAAGAGUGUUACCCGAGCAUCUAUUAUGUGCCAGGUCCUGAACAAAGUGGGCGGAUUCACUACAGCUUUCCAGCAAGUGCAUGGCAAGGCUGCGACUCGAAUCAAGCCCGACUGACAGCAGACUUCCUGUUCUGGACCAUGGCUGUGAAGUGAAAGAUCCUACUAUCGCCUCUACUUCCCCAUAGGGCAUUUGGACCAAAUGGAUGAUAUCCAUCCUAACGAGUGUGAAGUUGUACCUCAUUAUGGGCUUGACUUGCCAUCGACCCAGUGUUAGUGAUGGUCAGCUACCGCUCCUCUCUCCGCUAACCAUCCUCCAUGCAUCUCCUGUUGUCUUUUCUGGAGCCUCUUUCUGCCUGCGGCCUAAUAACUUGGUAUUCCCACUUGAGUCAUUUGCUGAGACUUCAGGAAGCUGCCCACACGGAUCUGGCUGCCACCGGGGGUUUCCGGCAGGCCACCACGCUGCCACAUCACCUCGGAUCAUUUUCCACGCAUUCUCGGUGGUUCAGCCACCCCAGCUGAGUGGGGAUUCAUGUCAGCACAGUCAUUCAUUCAACCACUGCACAAGCAGCACCUACAGUGCGCCACACACACUGCUUGAAGCCCGGGGAAUGCUAAGACAGAUGAAGUGCAAAUCCCCCCCACCCCCCCACCCUGAGCAGCUUGCAGACUACCAGGGAGCCUGGCAGGAGACUGAUUGCGUGGAUUCUCUGCCCUCGGUGUUAGACUCUACUCGCUCUUCUUUCUGUUUUCCAAUGAGAUCCUUUGCGGAAAGCUGCCACCCAGCAAGCUCGUCUUUCCAUUCAUUGUCAAACUUUACAACCAGACUGCACCUGGUCAUUGAAGCUCCGCAGCGCGCCUUCUCGUCUACACACCCGCCCUUCCGAUUGUCUUCCCAAGGCAGAGUACUACUCUUUGAAUCCUUCAUACUUCUUUGAUCUCCCAACAUCAUCACCAUAACCCAUGAAUGAGAUGUCUGUGGCCGGUCUGGGACCCUCUUAUCCUUUCCCUACUGCAUAUACGGGCACCUAUAGAGGACACUCUCUAUUCCAAAGAUACAAAUGAAAAAUUUGGAGAUGAUCUAUUUGUAAAUGGUCAACUUGCUGGAAUAACAAUAAUACAGGCCUGGUCUUUUGAGAACUACUGAUUAUUAAAGACCAGAGAGGUUGCCAUGUUCUUCCUGGCUGGUUUCACUUCACCUGGGACUGACAUUAAAGCAAGUGUAUUGUUUUGAGUAUGGAUACAGGUUCUUCCUCACAUCUGUCUGUUGGGGACAAACUGGAGCAUGAACAUCAGAGAAAAGGCAAUAUUAUUUCUUCAAAAGUACGUAUCCCUUUUGGAAAUAAUACUUGACGACCUUCUUCUUCUUCUUCUUCUUCUUCUUCAUGUCACGGAAUUGCUAGUGUCAUUAGCAGCAAAUUUGGCUUGUGGAGCCUUCUAUCUGCCAUGCUAGUAGUCGUUCUGUGAAACGCCGCCUCCUUGGUAAUACUGAAUCGCACUGUUAGAUGGCGUCACUCGAAGAGAUAAUGAGAAGUGAAGCAAACGUUAUAUACGCCAUCCUUCCACUCAGCUGUAAGAGCUGUUCUUCUAUUUUCUUCUGAGGACUGAUUAUUCUCCAUCUCGUGGCAAUUUCCAUGUCAUUCUUUGAAAAGAAGUAAAGCAAUAUAAUGAGAAGGCAACAAGCACUUGUCACUGCUGAUCCCUUCACAGACACAGGGAUGGAUUACGUUCUGACAUAUGUGCCACAAAUACGGAUAUGGACGGAAGCUGCCCAUUGCAAGAGUCAACAUGUGUCUGCCAAAGCAAACACAGUGACGUUCUAUUAAAGAUGUCUGUCUUUAGAAAGCA
Mustela erminea (ermine) is the source of this 3085-nucleotide messenger RNA. RefSeq lists its product as uncharacterized. The record is from RefSeq and is a predicted model, not a curated record. The transcript is spliced from 6 exons. NCBI's taxonomy places the organism in Eukaryota, Metazoa, Chordata, Mammalia, Carnivora, Mustelidae. Bases 1444 to 2175 code for a protein of 243 amino acids.